This is a messenger RNA of Umbelopsis ramanniana AG, 2010 nucleotides long. RefSeq lists its product as uncharacterized. The transcript has 11 exons. Gene Ontology annotation, molecular function: RNA binding. Bases 35 to 1966 code for a protein of 643 amino acids. Gene Ontology annotation, biological process: cytoplasmic stress granule assembly. Gene Ontology annotation, cellular component: cytoplasmic stress granule. NCBI's taxonomy places the organism in Eukaryota, Fungi, Mucoromycota, Umbelopsidomycetes, Umbelopsidales, Umbelopsidaceae. The record is from RefSeq and is a predicted model, not a curated record.
GUAAACCUCUAUUGUUCUUUCGUGCAAGUCCGACAUGGCCUUCAACAACGUGAAGCAACAGGGCAAAAAACAAGACAUGCCCUUCCAAAAGCAAAACACGAGCCGUGGAGGUGGUAAGAAGUGGAACAAUAAUGGCCCUGGUGGUAGUCGCGCCAGCUCACUUCAGGGAAGCGGAAGUAACAAUACCAGUGGUCAUUCUUCACCUGUCUCCCCUGCCCCAUCUUCACCGUCGAUAGCCGACUCUCGACCUAAUACCUCUGGUCCCAGUGAAAGCGAUGCUGGUUCUCAUCACAUGCACGAUAGGAUGCUUUUCCUUUUGGCUAAUUUAGUUGGAUUGAACGUGCAAGUGAAGACGAAGGACGGUACUGAAUUUGAGGGUUUAUUCCAUGCAGCUACUACUUCUAGUGAAUUGGCUAUUGUCCUUAAGCUGGCUCGCAAGAUUCACAAGGCUAGCCAAAAAACUGCAGAGACUGAUAAGACCAACCCAAACGCCACCGUUACCACGAUGAUUAUUCAAGCCAAGGAUUUGAUUGAAAUCACAGCUGUUGACGUUGACUUCAAUGCCGCGACUAAACCUUUGGUUGAUAAAGACACCUUCAAGACCGAUGUUGACAUCAGUGGAAGAGGAUCUGACAUUCGCGAGCGCGAAUUACACCGAUGGAACCCAGAAGUUCACUCCAGCGAUGAUUUGAAGGGAUUGGAGGAUGCUGAUACAUUUGGAGAUACUACCACUGUCAACUGGGAUCAAUUUGCCGCCAACGAGAAGCUGUUUGGAUUGAAAACCAACUUUGAUGAAGAGAUUUACACGACUAGAUUGGAUCGAUCAGCUCCUGACUAUAAGACUCGUGAGAAACGCGCAGCGGAAAUGGCGGCUGAAAUUCAAAAGAGCGCAAGUACCAAUGUUCACGUUAUGGAAGAGAGAGGCGCUCAGAUGGAUGACAGCGGAAUGGAUGAGGAAGAUCGAUAUGGUGCAGUUGUACGCGAUAUCAAUCCCAACAAAUACAUGCCUCCUGCCCUGCGAAAGCAGAUGCAACAACAGAAACAGGCUGGCAAGACCGAUACUGCUUCUGGAAGUGAAUCUCCUGACGGAAAAUCAGAUUCUAAGAAGACUCGUAGCGAUAAUCCAUUGCAAAAGUUGUCUACUAGCAAUCUUCCAAAGACUGGAGCGUCACCUUCGCCUGUCAGCAAUUUAGGAAAUAUGAGAUCCGAUGCUGCUGGUGUUCGUGGAAAGGUAUCAGCCAAUAACAAGGGUGGUGAUAAUAGUCAAAACCGUAAACCUAUCGAGGCAGAGAUUGCCAACACUUUCCGCCAAUUCGCUAUGGUAGAAAAGGAUAAACUCAAUGCUAAGAAGCAGGCUCUGCAAAAGAAGGAAAAGGAUGGUCGACUUGCCGACUUGAUGAAGUUCCACCAAACGUUCAAACUCAAUGUACCUGUCCCUCCUGAUCUUGUACCUUUGCUAAAACCCAAAUCCACCUCUAGUUUCAAAUUCAAUGUCAAGGCAUCAGAAUUUAAGCCCAAUCCUUCUGCACCAGCUUUUGUUCCGGGUGGCGCUGCCAAAGCAUCAAAUGAUCUGCCAGGAAGCAAAAAACAACAUGUACAUGUUAGCUCACUCACGCUCACUGAGGCAUUUGUUCCGCCAUCAGCAAAAGACAAGCAUGUCAAACCAGACUCUGUUGGACCUACUUGGCCAUACGGUAGCAAGUCUUAUACGCACCAAAUGCAUCAGUAUUCUGGAUAUGAAGAGGAUGUGUAUCAAGGUGCUUCACCACAGAACUAUCCUUACAACUAUCCUUACAGAUAUGCUCAGUAUGUUCCCGGUAUGCCACCUGUUCCAGUUCAACAACCAGGCAUGUCUUAUAUGAAUCCUCAGUUCGUGACACCCAAUAUGGCCUAUUCUACCGGUGGUAUGCCAAAUGCCGCCCCAUCUUUCAGUCCUCAAAUGGCCAAUGUGCCUGCACGUAAGUAAACGAGAGACUAAUUCAAAAGUGAGAGGCGCGUUUUUUAAUAAUG